Molecule: messenger RNA, 1404 nt
Organism: Fusarium oxysporum Fo47
Lineage: Eukaryota; Fungi; Ascomycota; Sordariomycetes; Hypocreales; Nectriaceae
Product: amino acid/polyamine transporter I
Exons: 2
Coding region: 1-1404 (467 amino acids)
Biological process (GO): transmembrane transport; amino acid transport
Cellular component (GO): membrane
Molecular function (GO): transmembrane transporter activity
Source: RefSeq, a predicted model, not a curated record
AUGGAAACAGAAGCCCCUUCAAAGGAACGAAAGAGCCAACAGCUCAGCCAGCUGCACCAGGCGCCAAGCAUCUCCAUCAUGGAUGGAUCGCACACUCAGCUGCAUCAGAAGCCGUUCACCGUCUGGACGGCCAUGGGCAUCGGUCACUCGAUUACCAAUACAGCCAUCACCCUCAUCGUGGGUCUCGCCAGCGGCGUCGCUCUCGGAGGUCCCCCGCUUUUCAUCUACGGCUUCCUAGUCAUGGCAGUCAUCGCUGUAUGCGUUGCCAUCAGCCUGGGUGAGCUUGCAUCGGCUCUACCUCACUCGGGGGGUCAAUACUUCUGGGUUGCUGUUCUAGCUCCUCCAAAACACAGACGCUUUCUCUCUUAUAUCACUGGCAUUAUAGGAUGGGCUGGGGCUGUAUGCACCAGUGCUUCAGUCUGCCUCGCCGUGCCUACCUCAAUCUUUGCCAUGGUGUCUGUGACACAUCCAGACUUCAAUUAUAAACCUUGGAUGGGGUUCGUGGGGUUUCAGGUUCUGAACCUGCUGGCGUUCACCUUCAAUUGCUUUGAACGUGUUCUCCCUUGGGUCAGCCGUUUCCUCCUCGUCUUCACCGUCUGCACCGUGAUAAUUGUAUUUGUCGGCAUUCUGGCUGCGAGUCCACACAAGCAAUCUGCAGAUAAUCUCUUUGUCAAUCUAUACAACAUCUCGGGCUGGUCGAAUGGUGUGGCCUUUUUGAUCGGGCUCAACGCCCCUAACUGGGCCUUCUCCUGUCUCGAUGCCACAGUACAUCUCGCUGACGAGAUUCCGAAUCCUCGGAAAAACAUACCUCAAGCUCUCCUGGUGACAGUGGCCCUUGGCAGCGCCACUGGACUUCCUAUAAUCCUUGCGCUCUUCUUGUCGGCUCCCUCGGUCAGUGACAUUGCCAGCUCAGGCACGCCGUCGCUGCAGGUCUUUCAAGAGGCGUUCAAACACAACACUGCUGCAGCGCUGGGAUUGCAGAGCCUGGUGUUGAUAUCUGCUGCAGGCGCUAUAAUCGGCAUCCAUACUUGGCAGUCACGCAUUGCUUGGGCAUUCAGCAAAGACAAGGGAUUUCCAUUUCAUCGAUAUCUUUCUCAGAUUGCCCCUGAGCCCUAUGGUACUCCAGUCUUUGCACAUAUCUGGUCUUGUUGCUGGACUUCUGUCCUUGGUUGCAUCUACAUGGGUUCGCAGCUUGCUUUCAAUUCUCUGGUUUCCGGCGGUAUCCUCCUACAGUAUAUAACCUACUCUACCUGCAUCGCGUGCCUCUUAUGGUAUGGCCGGUCGAACAUCACCCCAGGCCCCUUCUGGUAUCCCAGGCUUGGAGUUUCAUUGUAUGCUUUGUUAUACUGGGUUGCAUUCGGCCGCAAAGAAUAUGAGACCCCUGAGCCAGAGCAGUACGAUUGA